Molecule: messenger RNA, 1401 nt
Organism: Procambarus clarkii (red swamp crayfish)
Lineage: Eukaryota; Metazoa; Arthropoda; Malacostraca; Decapoda; Cambaridae
Source: RefSeq, a predicted model, not a curated record
CAGCAAGGCGGCCACACGUCGCCCAGGUCCUCCAGGAGACAGUCAUCCUCCUCUCCUGUCUUCUCUUCCUCAAUAUACAUUUACCACCAUGGCGGAGCAUAAUUUGGGCUGCGGCCCUCUCACCAUCAAGUAUCUAGUGUUCAUCUUCAACUUCGUGUUCUUCCUGACUGGUUUGGUUUUGAUUGUGAUGGGGGGCAUAGCACAAGGUUUCUUCAGCUCGUACAUGGACUUCUUUGGUGGAAAAUAUGAAACCCCAGCCAUUGGCCUCAUUAUUUUGGGAUCGAUCAUUCUUGUCAUCUCCUUCUUUGGAUGCUGUGGGGCAAAGAAGGAAAAUGUGUACAUGCUGAGAAUAUUUGCUUUCCUGAUGGUGGUUGUCCUUUUGCUGGAGUUUGCCGCUGCUAUCACUGUUGCCGUACUGCGACCAGAUAUUGAAAAGCUAGUCAAGGCGAACAUGAAUAAGACAAUGAAUGGCUAUGGAGAUAAAAAGAGCCUUGUAACGAAGACUUGGGAUGAUCUACAGCAGAAUUACCACUGCUGUGGAACCACAAACUUCACAGACUGGGAAGAGACAAGUUACGGCAGAAAUGUGACUAUCCUGGGCGUACCCGACUCUUGCUGUAAGAACGUUGCUGAAGGCUGUGGUCACAAUAUUUUUAACUUGACCAAACCUGAUGAGGAAAUCUACACUGAAGGCUGCUUCUUUGCUCUAACGAAUUCUGCUCGUGCCAACCUUGGAGCGAUCAUUGGAAGCAUAGUCAUUAUAGCUCUACUUCAGGUUGUUGGUGUGUGGAUGUCCUGUUGCCUCAUCAGAGCAGUGAAGGAGCGAUACGAGAUCUUAUAAAUCAGGGCUGUGAAUUGCUUCCUGGUGAAGAGGGACUUCUGAAGGGAAUUUGAGCAGCAUUUGAAUUGCAAGAGGAAGCUGGUCACAAAUUUGUUUUUGCCCUUGUAAUUGUUUUUUUAUCAUUUGUAGCCAGCUGUAGUGUCCGGGUUAAUAUGGAAUGUUUUUUUUCUGGUAUAUAUAUAUAUGUAGUCCUGAUUUUGCUUCAUUGCUAAAUAUAUUAAUGGCAACAUAUCUAAGCCUCUUGAAGGUAAUGAAGUAACUUACUAUAUUUUUUUUUUUUGUUGAUUAAAGGAAUGUGAACCUCCAUUAAGCCCCACUAAGGCUACGGGAGAAUAUUGGUACUAAUAGUACUCCCCCCCCCCCAUUGAGGUAGGGUUGAUUCUUUUUUUUUUUUAAAGGAACAGUAUUUUUAAGUUCCCCAUCAAUUUUUGUUUUAUACUACUUCAGUAAUGAGGUGUAUCAUAUUAUCAACUAGUAAAUAUCUAAUUUGAAUACUUGUGUACUUUAGCCAAAGAUCAGUUGUGUGUACUCUGCCCUUACUCAGUAAACAUAAUUUAUAA